This is a messenger RNA of Marmota flaviventris (yellow-bellied marmot), 1326 nucleotides long. Lineage: Eukaryota; Metazoa; Chordata; Mammalia; Rodentia; Sciuridae. The record is from RefSeq and is a predicted model, not a curated record.
CCUUUCGGGAUUCUGCCUUCUUCCCUCCUGCGUCCUCGCUCCAUCUCUACCAGCAACAUGAGCCGCCAGUUCACCUGCAAGUCUGGAGCUGCCUCCAAGGGGGGUUUCAGUGGCUGCUCGGCAGUGCUUUCUGGGGGCAGCUCGUCCUCCUACAGGGCAGGGGGCAAAGGGCUCAGCGGGGGCUUUGGCAGUCGGAGCCUCUACAGCCUGGGAGGCACCCGGAGCAUUUCCCUCAACGUGGCCAGUGGCAGUGGGAAGAAUGGAGGCUUUGGAUUUGGCAGAGGUCGGGCCAGUGGCUUUGCUGGCAGCAUCUUUGGCAGUGUGGCCCUGGGGCCUAUGUGCCCAACUGUGUGCCCACCCGGAGGCAUCCACCAGGUCACCGUCAAUGAGAGCCUCCUGGCCCCCCUCAACGUGGAGCUGGACCCCGAGAUCCAGAAAGUGCGUGCCCAGGAGCGGGAGCAGAUCAAGGCGCUGAACAACAAGUUCGCCUCCUUCAUUGACAAGGUGCGGUUCCUGGAGCAGCAGAACCAGGUGUUGGAGACCAAGUGGGAGCUGCUGCAGCAGCUGGACCUGAACAACUGCAAGAACAACUUGGAGCCCAUCCUCGAGGGCCACAUCAGCAACAUGCGGAAGCAGCUGGAGACCCUGUCCGGGGACAGGGUGAGGCUGGACUCGGAGCUGAGGAAUGUGCGAGAUGUGGUGGAGGACUACAAGAAGAGGUAUGAGGAGGAGAUCAACAGGCGGACAGCUGCGGAAAAUGAAUUUGUGCUGCUCAAGAAGGAUGUGGAUGCAGCUUAUGCCAACAAGGUAGAGCUCCAGGCCAAGGUGGACUCCAUGGAGCAGGACAUCAAGUUCUCCAAGUGUCUCUUUGAGGCUGAGAUGGCUCAGAUCCAGUCCCACAUCAGUGACAUGUCCGUCAUCCUCUCCAUGGACAACAACCGCAACCUGGACCUGGACAGCAUCAUCGACGAGGUCCGCGCCCAGUAUGAGGAGAUCGCCCUGAAGAGCAAGGCUGAGGCCGAGGCCCUGUACCAGACCAAGUUCCAGGAGCUGCAGCUGGCAGCUGGCCGACACGGAGAUGACCUCAAAAACACCAAGAAUGAAAUCACAGAGCUCAAUCGGUUCAUCCAGAGACUCCGCUCAGAGAUUGAUAAUGCGAAGAAGCAGGCUUCUAACCUGGAAACAGCCAUUGCGGAUGCUGAGCAGCGAGGGGACAAUGCCCUUAAGGAUGCCCGGGCCAAGCUGGACGAGCUGGAGGGAGCCCUGCACCAGGCCAAGGAGGAGCUGGCCCGGAUGAUGCGUGAAUACCAGGAGCUCAUGAGCCUG